Messenger RNA from Syzygium oleosum, 2194 nucleotides. Its product is annotated as ankyrin repeat protein SKIP35-like. The record is from RefSeq and is a predicted model, not a curated record. The transcript is spliced from 3 exons. NCBI's taxonomy places the organism in Eukaryota, Viridiplantae, Streptophyta, Magnoliopsida, Myrtales, Myrtaceae. Bases 1 to 1884 code for a protein of 627 amino acids.
AUGGAGGAAGAGAAACGCUUUGCGGCCUGGAGCAAUGACUUGGAGCCGGGGAAUCAGACGAACGGCGAGCGUUUCGCGAAAUCUGGCGAGCCGAAACUUGAGGAGAGCGGGAAUGGAGAUUUCGUUGAUGGAAGUGGCGAUCUUUGUCUGGAAGGUGGCGAGGGCCCUAACACUCUCUGCUCGACCGGAGGUUCCCAUGUAAGCGAAGACGCGAGGGCGUUGUCGGGUUGCCCUUGCAGCUCCAAAAAGCUCAAGUCCGGAGUAGGUCCGGCGGAUUCGGGGCUCUCGAAGAAGGAGAAGUAUGGGCCGGACAAGAAAUUGAGUAGACAGGACAGGAUUGAGCUGUGCAGGCUGUUUCAGGGAGCAGUGAGCUCGCAUGACUGGGAGCUUGCGGAGAGUUUGAUACUGUUGGCUGAUCCCCAGACACUCAAUGAUACUUUAUGCAUUGCUCUAGACUCGAUAUGGUUCUUGAGCACUCAUCAAGAGCUACACGGGAUCACCGGAUUGAUAAAGAAUAUCAUCGCUAAUGGUGCUUAUGAUUUCACGAGAGCGGCUCUUAGGACUUCGUUUCUGGCUUCCUGUGUCUCGGCUUGCCAAAGUCGGACAAUGAGUUUGGCAGAUACAGUAACUAUGAUGGCCCAAAGGUUGCACGAGCGUCUCCAAGAGUGUAAUGGUGAUGAGGUUCUGAAAGCAGAGGCUGGUGCUAAGGUCCAAAAAUUUUCUGAAUGGGCAUUGAAGUGUAUUGGAUUGCAUUCUCGGUGCCAAGGAAAUAGAGAUAGGAUCAACCACAGCUCAGCUGUUGAAAUUCAACUCCAGCUCUCUGCAUUUAAGACAUUCCUGGAUCUUGCUGGUAAUCAUCUUACAGGGAAGGACUUCACGGAGGCUUUUGACGCUGCUUGCUUUCCUCUUACUCUUUUCUCUAGUACAUUUGAUCCUGGUUGGGCAUCUGGUAUAGCUGCAACUGCCAUCCAAGGGUUGCUGGGCAUGCUUGUCGAGGGGGGUGCUGACAAUGUUAACCAGUGUUUUCUUGAAGCAUCACGGUUUGGAAGCACAGAACUUGUGCGCAUUCUGUUACAGAUUGCUCAGAGGAACAGCUUGGAUGUUGAUGUCGACUUGGCUUUGGGUUUUGCUUCUCACUAUUGCAAGAUUGGGACAAUGGAGUGUCUAGUUGAAGAGGGGAAUGCAAUGGCUUUCUUGGGUCCUUUGUUGAGGGCAGCGGAGAGGGGUUGUUUGGAGGUUGUGCAGUGGUUUGUGAGGAGGCGCUGUCGAGAUAUGGAGCUUUGCCUUGCCCUAACUGCUGCAACAGCUAGCAGCCAAGUGGAAGUCGCUGCGUAUCUCCUCCCUCAUGUUCCUCAACCCAACCUCACUGCUCUCAGUGUUGAAAUUCUUAAAGCCGCCGGUGAACGAAGUGGUGGUUCUCUGGAUGGUGUAGCUUUUCUAAUGCGAUCGGAUUUUCUUGGGGAUCCGGUUGCAACUUAUGCUGUCGCUGACAGCAUUGCUAGGUCAGAAGAUGAGUCGAUAGAUCCUUUACUGCGGGCUUUUCUUCAAGAGCACUGGUCAGAGGCAGCUUUUGUUGAUGGGCUGAGGCAAGGCCAAAUACAUUACAUGAAUUUCAUGCGGAUACUGAAGCGGGGUGAGUCUCCAUUAUGCUUGACAGAUAUUCCUGGACCUCUGAGGGCCGCGAUCGCCUAUCUGCCAUUGUACAGAGAGUGCACUGAGGCAGGUGGCUCCUUGCUGUCCCAAAGACUCAGGGGACAGCUUGUUGAGGCCGUGAGAAGGCUCGAGAAUGCAGCCUUAGAGCCAGUACGCCCUUGCAGAGAGCUCUUAUCUAUUUUGGAGCAUCACCUUCCUCGAUUUUUGCUCAGUGCUCCGAAUGUUGCCUAGCAAGAGUUUUCCUUGCGGCACCCUUUUUUCUCCGUGCUUUUACUUCUCUCUAUCCCUCUAUAUUUCCUACAAAUCACUGAUAAUAAUCGCAUGAAAGCGGGUUGAAGGUGAGAAAGAUCUUCGAAGGUAGAUGAGAUUUUCGUUGAAGUGUCGCCUUGCUGGCUAAAGCUGUAGUGCCUCUCGGCUUAUCUGCCGCAUCAUCCUCGUGUGCCACCGUAUGAAGAGUAUGGGUAUUGAUCUAAAUAUGUAAGAAGACAGAACAAACUUGGAUGUGCAUAGUUUGUUGGCAAGCUCCUUAGUUUUAUUGUAA